Bactrocera neohumeralis is the source of this 589-nucleotide messenger RNA. RefSeq names its product probable insulin-like peptide 1 (gene Ilp3). The coding region runs from base 87 to 452 and encodes 121 amino acids. Gene Ontology annotation, molecular function: hormone activity. The record is from RefSeq and is a predicted model, not a curated record. Gene Ontology annotation, cellular component: extracellular region. The transcript has 2 exons. NCBI's taxonomy places the organism in Eukaryota, Metazoa, Arthropoda, Insecta, Diptera, Tephritidae.
UACUUUCCACAGCUUCACUAGUCCGCUCCACCACAAAAGCAGCUUUUUAGGUUUUGAGACUUAUUUGAGAACACACCAGCGUCAUUAUGAUACCGAAGAACUUCUUAAAACUCUGCUCCGUGCUGAUUGUUAUGGCAGCGUUGUUGCCACAAGGUCAAAGCCAACGCACCGUUUGUGGACCGGCUUUGGACGCUGUGCUCAGCACCAUUUGCGUCCAUGGCUUCAAUUCAAAGUUCAAGAAAUCAGUGGAGUGGGAUGAUCUGGGAAACAAUGAAGUGGACUACGAGCUGCCAUUCCCCUAUGCCAACUCGCCAUUCUUGGCCAAGAUUCACGGCGCCCAAUUUGAUACUUUAGCCAAGACUCGUCGCCACCGAGACACCGGUGUUUAUGAUGAAUGUUGCAGCAAGGCCUGCAGCUACAACGAGAUUCUUUCGUAUUGCAACACAUUUUAAAACUGCAACGCCUAGUAUAGUAUUCAGCCCACAACAUGAUAUUAGUUACUCGCUUUUAAUUAAAUAUUUGUAAUGCCGAUGCUUACUAAAAUCACUAUGAAUAAUCAAAAACUCGAAUAAAAAGACAUGAGGUAUAA